AUGCCAAUUAAAACUUUAGAAUCUUAUUUGUUUGAAAGAGGUUUGGUUGGAUCAUAUCCAAUUGACAUCUUGAAAAAUGCUACUAUUGGUAUUGAUGUUAACCAUUAUUUAUCAAGAAUAAUCAAUAAUAAAAAGAAUAAUCAAUUAACUGAUGCAAUUGGUGAAUUCUUACCAAACAAUUUAAAUCACUUUUUAGAGAACGAUUUAAAAAUAUUUGAAGAGAAUAAAAUCACUCCAAUCUUUGUCUUCAAUGGUUUAUUAACAGUUAACCAAGCUGAAUACCAUCACUCAAAUGCUAGAUUUAAUGAAGGUGCUGUCAAUAAUUUGGAAGAUAUUAACACUAACAUCUUCUUCAACAAAUUCAAGAUUUCUAACCAUAGAGAUAAAGCUUGGAGAUCAUAUGAAUAUUCUGUAAAAAAAAAUCAAGAAACGUAUAUAGAUCAACCAGUGGUUCCACAUUUAAGUGAAAACUUUAACUACGCUAAUAACAUUAACUUUUCAACAAAUUUGAAGAAUUAUUUGAUUAGAUUUUUCAUUGAACGUAAAAUUAGUUACCAAGUUGCUCCAUAUUCAUCUUGGUUGCAGUUAUCAUAUCUUUAUGACUCUGAAUUCAUUGAUAUAAUCUAUGGGCCCACUGAUUGUUUAAUGUUACCGAACAUGGAAAAAUUCAUUAUUGGUAUGGAAUUCUUAAACAAAGAAUUUAGAUUUAUCGAUAAAACUAAGAUUUUGAAGGAUUUGGAUCUAACGAAUGACGAAUUUGUUGACAUAGCAAUGGUGCUUGGUAAUGACCUACAACCUUUGACUUUACCUCCUUUAAAUACUAUUAAUCUUCCAACAAAUAAAAUGCCAAAUUCUUCAAACAAUGGUUCUAAUAUCAAUACCAAUGCGAUAGUUGAUAUGGCUAUUGACAUGGUAUAUAAUACUGGUACAAAUUUUUACGUUUACCAAUUGAACAACCUAUUACAGGAUAAUAAUAAAAAAAAUUUACAAUUUUAUCAAAGAGGUUAUUCGUCAUUGAAAAACAUGCCUGUUCUCCAAGCAAACGGUAAAGUCCAACUUUAUUCGAGUGAAAGUGUUCUAAAUGCGAGAGAUUUGGAUAAAAAGAAAAAUAAAUCAACUGAAACUGGAAGUAAACAAAUUACUGCUGACAAACAAUUAACAACUCAAUAUGAAAUUCCAAAUGACGUUUACGAUUUUAUAGGACAACAAUUACCUGCUGAAUAUUAUUUCUAUCAAUCAAUUGGUUUACUCGAUACUAAAUUACUUGAGACAUUAACUUCAGGAUUCUACUAUGAAGAUAUCCCAUUUAGCGGUGUCCCAACAAAAUCUUAUAAACAAUUGAUUAAAAAAUCUGCAGAAGUUUUCAAAGACCUAGAGAUUGGACUUUUAACUUCUCCUAUAAAUAGAUAUUAUCAAAUUAAAACCAUAAAGGCCAUUAUAUAUAAUAAUGUCUCUGGAGAAAACCCGGAUGAAAUUCAGUUAACAAAUAAGGUGACUCCACCGACCUUCGAUAAAAUAAAUAAAAUUGUUGUUAAAACCAAGACUAAUCAACAAUUUACUAUCAAAUCAUUUGUUAAACUGUUAUCCAACUCAAAAGAUCUCACAAAAGAUUUUACAUCUGAAAUUGUACUAUUUCCGAAUACAGUUUCAAGCGAAGAUAAGUUAAAUGUAGCCUUCGAUCUACUGGCAACUAAUUUAUUGAGAACUCUCUGUCUAUUAGGUAUUUUUGAAUAUGAUGUGAAAGCCAAAUCACUAGAACCUACCAAAUGGGGUAAACUGUUAUUGAACUUUCCUCAUUUAAACAUUACCGAAACAAACUAUUCUGCAUUGUUAGUUUUAAUGAUUUUCAUAAAAUUAAACGUCUUACCAUUUACAGAUAGUUUAGAAACAACAGCGGUUUCGACAUUAUCAAAUGCAACUUUACGUUCAUAUCCUGUUGAGAGUUCAUAUAUAGAUAUAUUAUCACGUCUAUUGACAUUGUAUCAGAUUGGAUUAGAAAAUUCUAGCAAUGACUCAAGUAAUAAUUCUAAUUAUCAUGGCCCAAUUGAUAGAUCAUCUUUGAUUGUCAAGGAUCACUUUGAUUACAUUAACAAUAAUUUAAAAGAACUAUUCCAAUCUGUUUUGGUUGCAUCAUUGGCAUCUGGCGAAUUCAAUAGAUUAUCAUUGAAGGGAAAUACAGCUUGGCAAUCUGAAAUUAUUGCCAGAUUACCAUUCAAUGAAGAAAAUACAAAUACAAUUAUGUCAAUGAUGUGGGAAUAUUUCUUACAGAAAUAUUUACACAACGGUAACACCAAAACGGAUGCUUUAGCUUUUGUUUCCACAGAAUUCAAGACUUUGAAAAUAACCACUGAAAUUGAUGAAAAAUUCAAUGAUUCUCUAAAGUUCUUAAAAGAGGUUUUAGUUUUAUCAAAAGAAUUAAAUGAAUCCAAUUUAAUGAAUUCAAAAGAGUACGAAAUAAUUGGAAAGUCUUUGGAAUUUGCCGAAAAGGCUUUGUCUUCUUAA
Tetrapisispora phaffii CBS 4417 is the source of this 2502-nucleotide messenger RNA. It is a transcript of the gene MKT1, whose product is annotated as Mkt1p. Gene Ontology annotation, cellular component: nucleus. NCBI's taxonomy places the organism in Eukaryota, Fungi, Ascomycota, Saccharomycetes, Saccharomycetales, Saccharomycetaceae. Gene Ontology annotation, biological process: DNA double-strand break processing; mismatch repair; DNA recombination. The transcript has a single exon. Gene Ontology annotation, molecular function: 5'-3' DNA exonuclease activity; 5'-flap endonuclease activity. The coding region runs from base 1 to 2502 and encodes 833 amino acids. The record is from RefSeq and is a predicted model, not a curated record.